ACAUACAGGCGUUGUCAUAUGCUGCGUUCAAGACAACUCGGAAAUGUCCGACUUGCACACUCGUUGAAGAAAUGGUGCCGGAGUUUCCCAUUUGGAAAAUAUCAGAAUAGACCAAUAACGUACAUACAUUUUUAACUCGGAGAUACCGAGUUUCCGAGUUGUAUUGAAAGCACCAUAGUGGCAGCAUCUGUCAGUGCGAGCCUGUCUCCACACACACAUAGCGCUGAGAGAGACGCAGAUAAUCGUGAACCGGAGCAUCCAAGUUCAGACGCAUAUCACGCGUAGCGUUUUUCUUAACCAGCCGGUAUGCGAUGAGGUGCGUUCUCUCCGCCCGCUACAGCUGAAAAACAACGAGCAACAACAGUUCUAAAUAGUGUGGAAUUGUUUUCGCUGCAGUCAUGGCAGGCCUGCUUCGCCCGCUUUUAUUCGGCUCCACACUGUUUUUCCUACUGCCAUGUGAUGCCCUGCUGAGUGAUGGACCACCCACCUUGCUAUCCACCUCCCAGCCCUCUCCUCUGUCCCUCAUGGACCUGGACCAAGAUGUGGAGGAGCAGCCGGAGAGGAUGACCGUUCCAGGCAGCCCCACCACAGUACCAGGCCUAACCUCCCAGGGACAGGAGUCCUCGGGGUUAUUCAAUGAUGACAACAAGCCUCUGCAGUCCUCUGUUCAUCUCUGGGAUGAUGUCAGAGACCAAGUCAACGUCACUGGUCUAGACAGGAAGUCCCUCAGAGGUUACAGUCAGACCCUCUCCCAGACCUCCACCUCUCCUAUGGAGGAACCCAGACAGGGAAAUCGCACCUCUCCCUUCAAGGAUGUGGUGGAGAGGCAGGAGCGGGAGCUAUGGGAGAUGGAGAGAGAGUCCAGUGGCCUCCCCCUGGAGGCUGGCUACGGCCAGAACCAGAGCCUGCCUACCACCACCUCCAACACCCCCACAUCCAACACCACCACCACCCCCACCUCCAACACCCCCACCUCCAACACCACCACCUCCAACACCCCCACCACCCCUGAGGCUGACCUUCUGGUUCCUGUAGACUCAACCACCUUAGACCCACAAUAUGUCCCAGUGUACGGGGGUUCACAAUCAACUCCUGAAGACACAGUGGAGGUAGAGGUAGCAGAUGAUGAGAAGGAGAGGGAGAGUUCCACCCCUGAGCCUGAUGCCUCCACCUCCAGACCAACCCUCCCAGAGGUGGGUGUCUUCCCCAGCCUCGGGCCUCUCCAGUCGGACAACACCCAUACAGAAGACCAGGAGGAGGAGGAGGAAGAGGAGAGGGAGAGUUCCACCCCUGAGCCUGAUGCCUCCACCUCCAGACCAACCCUCCCAGAGGUGGGUGUCUUCCCCAGCCUUGGGCCUCUCCAGUCGGACAACACCCAUACAGAAGACCAGGAGGAGGAAGAGGAAGAGGAGGCAGUGGUCCCUGGAAGACCUAGGAGUGACUCGGGAAGAGCAGGGAGAGGAGGGGACAUCUCUCCCCUGACCACAGCCCCCUUGGCGUCUCUGGCGCCCACGGUCGACGUCACGGAGGAUUCAGCGGUCCGUCUGGAGGACGAGGAGAUGUUCGCUGGGAAGGAGAUCCAGGAGAAGAAGAGGAGGCAGGAGGAGGAAAAGAAGCAUGAUGAGGAGGAGCAGGAGAUCAGGCAUGGAGGAAAAGAGCUGUUAACAGAGGCAGAGCUCCUCCGUGGUGCACACUUCUCACAGGAGAUACAGCAGGUGAUCUGUGUGGACUGGAGCGAUCUGGCUGGGAAGGGGUACGUCAUCCUCAACAUGUCAGACAACGUUGACUGUGAUGAGUUCCGUGUGGAGAGUGGAGACCGGCUCUUGGAGCUGCUAGAGACAACGUUCUCUAGGAAGAUGAACAGUCCUCAGGGCUCCUGGCUCAUCUCUCUCUCUAAACCCACCAGACAGGACCACCAGCUGCUCGUCACGCUGACCAACGAACACGGAGUUAUUGCCACCAAGGAUAUGUUGUCAAUGUUAGGCGAAAUCAGGAGAGGUUUACACGAGAUUGGUAUCCAGAACUACAGCAGCGCUAACACCUGUCACUCCAGGCCCAGUCAGACUCGUAGUGACUACGGGAAGUUGUUCGUGGUCCUGGUGAUCAUAGGUUCUGUUUGUGUGGUCAUCAUCGCGUCUGGUCUCAUCUAUAUCUUCUGGCAGAGACGCCUGCCUAAGAUCAAGACUAUGACUCGAGGCGAGGAAUUCCAUUUUGUGGAGAACGGCUGCCAUGACAACCCUACCCUGGAUGUGACGAGUGACGGGGGGGGGCAGCCAGAGAUACAGGAGAAGAAACAUCGCCACGCCAACGGACUGACGGCUGGGUCUGUGGGGGAGGGAGGGAGUAGUGGCUGGCAGGUCCUGGUCAACAAACCUGGAGUGAAGGAAGAGGAUAAUAUGGAAGAGGAUACACACCUUUAGUAGAGAGAAGAAGAGUGGAAGAGGAUAAUAUGGAAGAGGAUACACACCUUUAGUAGAGAGAAGAAGAGUGGAAGAGGAUAAUAUGGAAGAGGAUACACACCUUUAGUAGAGAGAAGAAGAGUGGAAGAGGAUAAUAUGGAAGAGGAUACACACCUUUAGUAGAGAGAAGAAGAGUGGAAGAGGAUACUAUGGAAGAGGAUACACACCUUUAGUAGAGAGAAGAAGAGUGGAAGAGGAUAAUAUGGAAGAGGAUACACACCUUUAGUAGAGAGAAGAAGAGUGGAAGAGGAUAAUAUGGAAGAGGAUACACACCUUUAGUAGAGAGAAGAAGAGUGGAAGAGGAGAAGGUAGCCUGGAUCCAGAUCUGUUUGUGCUGUCUUGCCAACUUCUAUGGUCACUGUCACAUUUGGCGUGGCAAGACAGCACAACCAGAUCUGGGAGUCGGACUAGGCUAGAAAAGAGAACUCAUGAUGAAGACGCAAAACAUCAGUGUUGUGAAACUUGUGAAUGCAUUGGCUGUCAAAUUAUACAGAGCAAAAAUAUAAACGCAACAUGUAAAGUGUUGGUCCCAUGUUUCAUGAGCUGAAAUAAAAAGAUCCCAGAAAUGUUCCAUAUGCACAAAAAGCUGAUUUACCUUCAAUUUUGUGCACAAAUUUGUUUAUAGUCCUGCUAGUGAUCAUUUCUCCUUUGCCAAAAUAAUCCAUCCACCUGACAGGUGUGGCAUAUCAAGAAGCUGAUUAAACAGCAUGAAAUCAGCAUUAGAUCAUUAAACAGGUGCAGCUUGUGCUGUGGACAAUAAAAUGCCACUCUAAACCAGAGCUCUUGCCAGAGAAUUGAAUGUUCAUUUCUCUACCAUAAGCCACCGUCAAUGUCGUUUUAGAGAAUUUGUCAGAAUGUCCAAUCGGCCUCACAACCGCAGACCACGUGUAACCACGCCAGCCCAGGACCUCCACAUCCGGCUUCUUCACCUGCGGGAUCGUCUGAGACCAGCCCCCCGGACAGCUGAUGAAACUGAGGACUAUUUCUGUCUGUAAUAAAGCCCUUUUGUGAGGAAAAACUCAAUCUUAUUGGCUGGGCCUUGCUCCCCAGUGGGUGGGCCUAUGCUCUUCUAGGCCCACCCAUGGCUCUGCCCCUGCCCAGUCAUGUGAAAUCCAUAGAUUAGGGUCUAACGAAUUCAUUUGAAAUGACCGAUUUCCUCAUAUGAACUGUAACUCAGUAAAAUCGUUGAAAUUGUUGCAUGUUGCGUUUAUAUAUAUAUAUUUUCUGUGUUCAGUACAGAAAGACAAAGUAUAGUAAUCAGAAGUCACUUAAACAACUUAUUAAAGCUACUUAGACGUUUUAUCAAUUGACUAUGAUUAUAUGAUAUGGACUUGAUCAUCUACUCUGCUUUCCUUUGGCUGUCGACUAAGCAUGAUUCACAUCUAUUACUUAACACUGUACAGCUACAGGGACUUUUCAGCAAAAUGAAACAUUGAUAUUGAAGCGAACAGAGGCAUUAUCCCUCUGUUACGUGUAUAAAUGUUCGUAGUUGAACUACUGAAGUUAUUAGAAUAUUGCAUUUUAGUUUAACAUGUUUGAAUGCAGAGUUAACCGCUUUGUGCUAUUCUUUAAUUAUGUAAAGUUGGAAUGCCAUCUCUGUAUCUGAUCUGUUCACACUGAUCGUAGGUCAAAGUCAAACAAUCAUUUGGAAGCAUCCAUUAUACCCAGCCUCCUUACAAUCAAGACUGAGUUAGCCAAAUAUCUAGCUUGGUUGCCUGAUCUGAAUGCUUUAGCAAGUCAUCUCUGGCUGCUGUGGCACGGUAACAAACAAGGGAUUGGCUAAAGCACAAUCACCUCUGGUAACCAGGCUGCAAAACAACAGAGGCUGUCAUGGUAACAAACAAGAGAUUGGCUAAAACACAAUCACCUCUGGUAACCAGGCUGCAAAACAACAGAGGCUGUCAUGGUAACAAACAAGGGAUUGGCUAAAACACAAUCACCUCUGGGAACCAGGCUGCAAAACAACUGAGGCUGUCAUGGUAACAAACAAGGGAUUGGCUAAAACACAAUCACCUAUGGUAACCAGGCUGCAAAACAACUGAGGCUGUCAUGGUAACAAACAAGGGAUUGGCUAAAGCACAAUCACCUCUGGUAACCAGGCUGCAAAACAACUGAGGCUGUCAUGGUAACAAACAAGGGAUUGGCUAAAGCACAAUCACCUCUGGUAACCAGGCUGCAAAACAACUGAGGCUGUCAUGGUAACAAACAAGGGAUUGGCUAAAGCACAAUCACCUCUGGUAACCAGGCUGCAAAACAACUGAGGCUGUCAUGGUAACAAACAAGGGAUUGGCUAAAGCACAAUCACCUCUGGUAACCAGGCUGCAAAACAACUGAGGCUGUCAUGGUAACAAACAAGGGAUUGGCUAAAACACAAUCACCUCUGGUAACCAGGUUGCAAAACAACUGAGGCUGUCAUGGUAACAAACAAGGGAUUGGCUAAAGCACAAUCACCUCUGGUAACCAGGUUGCAAAACAGAGGCUGGCCAUAUUUAUGAUGCUUCCCUUUGAUAACCCCCCCUACAAUUUUAUAAAUAUAUAUAUUCAUUUAUCAUAAGCACAGCGAAUAAUGUUUUGGGCUCUUUACUGUAGAUGGCAUGUAAAUAUGAAUGUAAUGUCAUGCUGCUAGUAUUUCUGCUGAGGCCCUGAAGCUAAUGACAUACUGUGGUUUAAAUAUAUCUUCUCUGCCUUGACAGUAUUGUCUCUGCAUCAAAAUGG
Messenger RNA from Oncorhynchus kisutch (coho salmon), 5174 nucleotides. Its product is annotated as podocalyxin-like protein 2. The record is from RefSeq and is a predicted model, not a curated record. The transcript is spliced from 9 exons. The coding region runs from base 399 to 2420 and encodes 673 amino acids. Gene Ontology annotation, biological process: leukocyte tethering or rolling. NCBI's taxonomy places the organism in Eukaryota, Metazoa, Chordata, Actinopteri, Salmoniformes, Salmonidae.